Electrophorus electricus (electric eel) is the source of this 1595-nucleotide messenger RNA. RefSeq lists its product as uncharacterized. NCBI's taxonomy places the organism in Eukaryota, Metazoa, Chordata, Actinopteri, Gymnotiformes, Gymnotidae. The record is from RefSeq and is a predicted model, not a curated record.
UGAGGAUACAGGACAAGCAGGCAUUGAGAAGAGAACAGGGCAAGUUGUAUCGUACUGCGCAUUAUAGAGAUUUCUAUGUUUACUGUAUUAUACAAAACAUUACAAAAACCUACCUACAGAAUGACUUAGGAUAUAUGCGACAGGCUAUUCUUCUGAGAUUUAAGAAGGGUCGCUAUCUUCCACCGCUGUGCCAUUACACUUUCCGAAUACCAUCCGGAGUUUGGUGAGGAUGCAGUCGCAAGGAGUCCCACCUGCUCCCUCUACACCCCUGGGCUUUGUACAGAUCAGUGAUAAAGACCUGACUGAGAUCGAACUGCACUCUGUAGACUCCAUCAGUGACCUGCAUCGCGCACACCCUGAACAGCAUGGCAAAGGUUGCCGACCAGCCCGCCCCAAACCUCCCUCUAUCAAUGGGAAACUUCAAUCACUGGACAAACCAGCAAUCUGUCAAUCAGGGCAUCAAAUGAGAAGGUCCCAUCUGAAACAACUCAGCAGCAUGUGCAUUCCCUGUAUGUGGCGCUAUUCUUUGGCAUGUGUGGCUUUAACUCUGAUCCUCCUCACUCUUAUUCUCAUCUUUAGCUUCUUAGUCCAACAGAGCAGAGCUCUACACACUCUCUCUGAAAUGGUGAGCCAACGGCAAGAAACGACAGAGGAAAUCUCCAUCCUUAUUCAGGAGCUCCAGGCUCUUCGUAGAAACCUGACCGCAUUGGGAGACAGACACUGACUGUACUGUUCCAUGAGUCAGCCACUUGCAAAACAAGCCAAUUCACUAAUGGAUAUUUUUAGCUCAUAAGUGUGAUUCUAAGUAUCAAAACAAAAUUUAUGUGAACAUACUUUUUAAUAUGCUGCGAUUUAUUGUAAAACAAUCCUGCUCAUGCAUUGUUAAUGGAAUGACUGUUAGGGUAUACGUUACAGACUGCCAACCAGAAUCUAGAUAAAUAUACAUCUGCUUAUAUGCACCAGGUGCUCUGGGCCACUGGCAACUGGACUUUUGACAAUAGUGGACAAAGGAGUCCAGACUAGCAGAGACCUUUUUGUAACAUUUUAAAUUGCUUGAAAGCUUAAGAAAAAUGACUAAAGAAUUUUUUUUUCCAUGUUUGCAUUAGACUACUGAGGAUAUCAAAGACCAGAGACCAAGCUCAGUCUAUGGUAAAACAAGCAACUAAAGGGAAAAUUUAGCAUGGACAACCACAGACCACUGUUCAGGAAUAUGCAUCAUUAUAUGAGUACAGAUGUGAAGGUAAAAGAGAAAUAAAGAAUUUUAGAACCAAGUUAUAGAGAUGCUUGGGUAAGCCCAACAAUAGUUCAACAAAAUUUGCUCUUCAACUAAUCUUCAAUAACUUGCAAAAGCACUCACUCUACAUUCACAAAACUACAUAAUCUUCCCUCCUUUGAAAUAAUUGCAAGUAAAUACCGACCCUGGAACAGUGUUUUAUCUUAGAUUCUCUAAAUAUGUGCCAGAAUAAAAUGUAUUAAAAUGAGGCUCAUAACUGUUUCAAAUGAUCAUGUAUAGUGUAAAGUAUGUAUAAAAAAAACAUGUUCUAGUUGGCUAGGAAAUAACUAAUUAGCAAAAAUAAUAAAGAGGGUAAAACCAA